UAACGCCACCACAGCAUACUGACAACUUUGGCUUUUUGGACUUGGAUUUUUGUGAAUUGUACUUGUUGAUUACAUAUCGGCAACUUUGGCUUCUCUCUUUUGGAAUUGGACUGUUGUGUCGGCAUCCUUGUUAUCUACCAUGCCUACGCGCUACACUUCACAAGAAUAUGCGAACAUGCAACUCAUUUAUGGAGAAUGCAGAUGCAACGCAAGUGCCGCCGCUAGACUUUAUCGGGAAAGAUAUCCAAAUUUAGAGCGCUAUCCGGAUCACAGCGUGUUUGUUAAUGUGCACCGUUCACUCACAGAGGGCGGCCAUUUCCCGAAUCAAAUACGGGCUGGAGGUAGAGCUCGCUUUCCUUACGAGGAAGAAGUGCUGCAAGAGGUCGCAGAUGACCCAAGUAUUGCCGUUCGUGGAAUUGAAGAAAGAACGGGAAUACCCAAAAGCACAGCACAUCGUAUUUUACAAAGAGCCGAAAUGCAUCCGUUUCACGUACAACGAGUUCAAAGUCUUCUUCCUCGAGAUUAUCCUGAAAGGAUUUCAUUUUGUAGAACAAUGCUACAGAGGCAUAAUGAAAAUCCCCAAUUCAUCCAAAAAAUUCUCUGGUCAGAUGAAUCUACAAAAUUAUUGGGUCUUUAGACCUGCCUGAGAACUUGAAUGACACGAAUUACCUACAUUCUUUACGAGAAAAUUUACCAACUUUGUUAGAGGACAUACCACUAACAGAUCGUCGCCACAUGUGGUAUCAACAAGAUGGCUGCCCAGCGCAUUACACAGUGCAAGUAAGAGAUUUCCUUGGCCAAGAAUAUCCGGGAAGGUGGACUGGCCGUUCAGGCACUAUCUCGUGGCCAGCCCGUUCCCCCAGAUUUAAAUCCCCUGUUUUUUUUUUAUUAGGGCGUUUUCAAAGAAAAAUUUAUUCAAAGCAUAUUGAGAGCGUAGCCGAGCUGCGUGAACAAAUUUCUCAAGCUGCUGAGGACAUCCAAUCUCGAGGAUAUGCCCGGCUAAUAGGUAGAUCUUUUUUAAGAAGAUGUAGGGCGUGUAGCAAUUUGAACAUUUAUUGUAAUAAGAAAUGUUAUUUCCCUAUCUGACUUUUAUUCCAAUAAACCUAAACUAAACUAGGUCAA
This is a messenger RNA of Rhagoletis pomonella (apple maggot), 1122 nucleotides long. RefSeq lists its product as uncharacterized. Lineage: Eukaryota; Metazoa; Arthropoda; Insecta; Diptera; Tephritidae. The record is from RefSeq and is a predicted model, not a curated record. The transcript is spliced from 2 exons. Bases 140 to 637 code for a protein of 165 amino acids.